This is a messenger RNA of Lepisosteus oculatus (spotted gar), 978 nucleotides long. Its product is annotated as olfactory receptor 52E8-like. Gene Ontology annotation, cellular component: plasma membrane. Gene Ontology annotation, biological process: G protein-coupled receptor signaling pathway. NCBI's taxonomy places the organism in Eukaryota, Metazoa, Chordata, Actinopteri, Semionotiformes, Lepisosteidae. The record is from RefSeq and is a predicted model, not a curated record. Gene Ontology annotation, molecular function: olfactory receptor activity; G protein-coupled receptor activity.
AUGCAACAAUAUCAAGGUGGAAAUUUUUCCCACACUGAUUUUUUUUUUACUGGAUUUUAUGGACUUGAAGACCAGCGAUGGCUCCUGUUCUUCCCUUUCGUACUGAUGUUCAUGUUGUCUACAUUUGCUAAUUCAGUUCUAAUAUUUGUUAUUAAAACACAGAGGAGUUUACACUCUCCAAUGUGUGUUUUGAUAGGUGCCAUGGCAUGUGUAGACCUGGGUAUGCCAACAGUUUUCAUCCCUAAAAUGCUGUUAGGCUUCCUAUUUAACUGGGAUAGUAUUUCUCUACUGGGAUGUCUGGUCCAAAUGUUUUUCAUUCAUUUUGUUGGCUCGUUCCAAACAUCCAUUCUCCUUUGCAUGGCUCUGGAUCGGUAUGCUGCCAUAUGCAUUCCUCUGCGCUAUAACGACUACAUGAACAUUCCUAAUUCUAUUAAAUUUAUUGUGGCAACUGUUGUCAGGAACGGCAUAUUUGUUGUGAUUGUUGUCAUUCUUGCUGGUAAUCUCCCUUACUGCUCCUCAAAUCUCAUUGAUCACUGUUUCUGUGAACACAUGGCCCUGGUAAGUUUGGCCUGUGGAAGCACAGUAUUAAAUAGUGUUUUUGGGCUGGUAGCAGUUUUCUGCAUAAUAAGUGUUGACUGUAUUUGUAUUGUUGUUUCAUAUGUCAAAAUUUUCUACUCUGUAUUUAAAUCAGGAAAGUCUUCAAGAAAAGCAAUCCAUACUUGUACUACUCAUAUAAUCGUUAUGUGUGUAACUUAUACUUGUACCAUGACAGCAUUCCUGUCUUACAGGAUCAGGAAUUCACUCUCUCCCAAUGUACGUGUCCUGAUCAGUAUAAUGUAUAUGUUUCUUCCCUGUUGUUUCAAUCCAUUUAUUUAUGGCAUCAGAACAAAAGAGAUAAGAGAACAGCUGUUGAAAUUGUUUCAAAGUCCAAAAAUUAUUCAUUCCUCUGUAACAGUGUCAAGUGUAAUAAGUAAAUAA